Molecule: messenger RNA, 1590 nt
Organism: Penicillium alfredii
Lineage: Eukaryota; Fungi; Ascomycota; Eurotiomycetes; Eurotiales; Aspergillaceae
Gene: faeB-2
Product: putative feruloyl esterase
Exons: 2
Coding region: 1-1590 (529 amino acids)
Source: RefSeq, a predicted model, not a curated record
AUGACUCGUUUGUACGCCCUUCCCCUGCUGGCUUUGGCCUCAAUGGGUCUCGCCAGUCAGGAUGCGUUUGAGUCCAAAUGUACCUCGUUCGCCGAGAAGAUCAACAUCCCUAAUGUCAAGGUCAAUUUGGCCGAAGUGGUGAAGGGUGGCACCAACGUCUCGUUGGCCGACAAUCCGUCCAGCUGCGCCCAGACCCAGGGCUCGACGCAAAGAGUCUCAGUAGACGUAUGCCGCAUCGCCAUGGCCGUGUCCACUUCCGACAGCAGUAACAUCACGCUCGAGGCCUGGUUCCCGCGCGAGUACAAGGGCCGCUUCCUCAGCACUGGCAACGGCGGUCUUUCUGGGUGUAUCCAAUACUACGACUUGGCCUAUACCGCGCAAUUAGGCUUCGCCACGGUCGGCGCCAACAAUGGCCACAACGGCACCUCGGGCAAGCCUUUCUACCAUCACCCGGAAGUGCUCAAGGACUUUGCCUAUCGCUCCUUGCACACGGGAGUCGUGGUGGGCAAGCAACUCACCAAGAAGUUCUACGAUGAGGGCUUCAACAAGAGCUAUUAUCUCGGCUGUUCAACCGGAGGUCGACAAGGGUGGAAAUCCGUCCAGAAAUACCCGAACGACUUUGACGGCGUGGUGGUAGGAGCGCCGGCAAUCAACUUCAUCAACUUGCUUUCAUGGAGCGCACACUUCUACCCCAUCACGGGGCCCCCGUCCUCCAAAACGUUCCUAUCCACUGCAGAUUGGAAAGUCGUUCAUGAGGAGAUCCUGCGACAGUGCGACUCUCUCGACGGUGCAAAGGACGGUAUCAUCGAAGACCCGGAUUUAUGCCGGCCAAUCCUCGAGACUCUGAUCUGCGCAUCCCACGCCUCGAACACAACCAACUGUCUGUCCAGCGCACAGGUGCAAACCGCCCAGCAAGUCUUCUCCCCACUGUAUGGCAUCAACGGCACCUUGCUCUACCCGCGCAUGCAGCCCGGCUCCGAGCUCCUCGCCGCACCCAUCAUGUACAGCGGUAAGCCGUUCGAAUACAGCGACGACUGGUACAAGUACGUGGUGUACAACGAUCCCUCCUGGACUGGCACCCAUUGGACAGUCAAGGACGCGGCCGUGUCCCUAGCCCAGAACCCCUACAACAUCCAGACGUGGGAUAGUGACCUGUCCCAGUUCCAAAAGACCGGAGGCAAGGUGCUUCAUUACCACGGCUUGCAGGACCAGCUGAUCAGCUCUGAGGACUCGAAACUGUACUAUUCGCGGGUCUCGGAUACCAUGAAGCUGCCGCCAUCCAAGCUGGACGAGUUCUAUCGCUUUUUCCCCAUCAGUGGUAUGGGCCACUGCGGUGAUGGCGAUGGCGCCAAUGGGAUUGGCCAGGGACUGAAGACUUACGGUGGCAAGGAUGCACAGGACAAUGUGCUGAUGGCUAUGGUAAAGUGGGUGGAAGAGGGCGUGGCCCCGGAGACUGUCCGUGGUGCCAAAUUUGCGAAUGGGGCUGGCUCCAAGGUGGAAUACCACCGCAAGCACUGCCGCUACCCGCGACGCAAUGUGUUUAAGGGCCCUGGGAAAUCUACCGAUGAGAAUGCGUGGCAUUGCGUCUAG